This is a messenger RNA of Pseudocercospora fijiensis CIRAD86, 387 nucleotides long. RefSeq lists its product as uncharacterized. The transcript has a single exon. Gene Ontology annotation, cellular component: nucleus. The record is from RefSeq and is a predicted model, not a curated record. NCBI's taxonomy places the organism in Eukaryota, Fungi, Ascomycota, Dothideomycetes, Mycosphaerellales, Mycosphaerellaceae. Gene Ontology annotation, molecular function: ribonuclease III activity; double-stranded RNA binding. Gene Ontology annotation, biological process: primary miRNA processing; rRNA processing; regulation of gene expression. The annotation marks the transcript as partial.
ACCAACUCUUCACAAAUGACAUAUGACCGACUCGAAUUUCUAGGAGAUGCCAAUAUCGAGAAGUUUGCCACGGACCUGAUCUUCGAAAAGUAUCCGCAGCUUCAAGUCGGCGAGAUGAGCCAGCUUCGCGAGCAGCUCGUCAAGAACGAGACGCUCGCGCAAUAUAGCAAAGAGUAUGGUCUCGAGAAGAAGAUUAAGGCCAACGACAAGAAGAGCAUGCAAAAGGACAGUCAUGGGAAAGGCAACAAGGGCUGGACCAAGGUCAUUGCUGAUGUCUUCGAGGCAUACAUCGCAGCAAUCAUUUUAUCAAACGAAAAUAAGCGGACUGGUGAGGACAUUGCUGAGGCUUGGUUGAGAGAGCUGUGGACGCCACGCAUCGAGACGCUC